UCCGUGAUGGAUUCUUCGCUCUAUCCUCGACAAUGCAGCUCCUCUACGCCUUUCUUCUUCUAUUGAUUCUCGGCGAUGCCAGUGCUGCUGGGGAGUAUUCAGAGGAUGGCGAUGAUCAGGAAGAAACAUCCACUGAUCUCACGACUGUCGUGCAAGGAUUUGUCUCCUGCCAGGAUUGUGAUGGAAAUUUCGACAAGCCCUCCCCAGGAGCAUUGGUGAGAGUGGAAUGCCGCGAUGGGAGCUACGGCGAGGCCGCAUCGAACCGCGAUGGCUUCUUCCAGAUCAAAUUCCCCCAGACCUACAAGAGCGUCUACGAUCCCCCCGAAUCGUGCAAGGCGAUGAUCCUCGCGUCGCCCGAUCGGUCGUGCGACACAGCCACGGAUCUUGGAGGCGGCAAGAAGGGAGCGGCGCUGGAAUUCGAGAAGAUUUUCAUGGGCGAAGCGUUCUACAAAACCGGCCCAUUUGCUUUCACGCCCUACUGUACAGACGAAGACGAAGAACCCUAAAUUUCACAAAAAGAAGUUUUUCAAUAAAAUUUG
Messenger RNA from Selaginella moellendorffii, 539 nucleotides. RefSeq lists its product as uncharacterized. The record is from RefSeq and is a predicted model, not a curated record. The transcript is spliced from 2 exons. Bases 33 to 506 code for a protein of 157 amino acids. NCBI's taxonomy places the organism in Eukaryota, Viridiplantae, Streptophyta, Lycopodiopsida, Selaginellales, Selaginellaceae.